GCGGCAUGGCGGGCUCGGGGGCCUUGCUCCGCCAGUGCCCGCUGCUGCUGCCUCAGAACCGGGAGGGGACGGCCUACGAGGGCUUCGUCACCGCGCAGGGUAGAGACUUCCAUAUCAGGAUACUGUUACCAAUGGAUUUUCAACUGAAAAAUGCAAGGAUAGAGUGUAGCUGGCACCUAAAGAAGAUACUGCAUGGAUAUCAGCAUAUUUUAAAGCAGAGGUUACACAGCUGUCCAGAUCUUGUCAGUUUUAUGGUGGAGCUGAAAACUAUUUUGGAAAUUGCUUUAAAGAAUACACAAGACCUGCAUAUACCACGGCCACCAGAAUACUACUCCUGUCUUGUCAGAGAUCUAGAAAUACUGGGUUGGAAUAAAGUUGCAUAUGUGGAUACGGGUCUUACCACAAUCAAGCUAAAGGCUGAAGACUCUUGUGGUCGACAGCAUCUCAUGACUCUGAAGUUAAAUGCAAAGUAUCCAACAGAACCACCAGAUUGCCUUGUGGAUUUUCCUGUUCAGUUUGCUAUUUCUUGGAUGCCACAGGUAAACUGCUGUACUAACUCUUUAAUAGACAUUUAUAAUCAGUUCCUGGCGGCAUUAGAAUCGCUGAAAGAAUUUUGGGAUGCCAUGGAUGAAAUUGAUGGGAAGACAUGGGUGCUUGAGCCAGAAAAUCCCACACGGAGUGCUACAGCAAGAAGAAUUGCAAUAGGGAACAAUGUCUCUGUGACCAUAGAGGUAGAUCCUCGGCAUCCAAGCAUGCUCCCCGAGUGUUAUUUUCUUGGAGCAGAUCACGUGGUUAACCCUUUGAGAAUUAAGCUGAACAACAAUAUGCACUUAUGGGAUCCAGAAAUCAGUUUAUUACAAAACUUGAAAGACCUCUUAGAAAUUGAUUUUCCAUCUCGUGCUGUGUUAGAAAAAAGUGAUUUUGCUAAGGACUGUGGAAUCUGCUAUGCCUAUCGACUCAAUGGCACUACUCCAGAUCAAGUGUGUGAUGAUCCCCGAUGCGGACAACCUUUUCACCAGGCUUGCCUCUAUGAGUGGCUACAAAGUCUUCCUUCUAGCAGACAGAGUUUUAAUGUCAUCUUUGGUGAAUGUCCAUAUUGUAAUAAGCCACUGACGCUGAAAUCUUCAGUGAAGAAACUUUGAGGGAAAAACUG
This is a messenger RNA of Haliaeetus leucocephalus (bald eagle), 1153 nucleotides long. RefSeq names its product Fanconi anemia, complementation group L (gene FANCL). The transcript has 14 exons. Gene Ontology annotation, cellular component: nucleus; Fanconi anaemia nuclear complex. The coding region runs from base 6 to 1142 and encodes 378 amino acids. Gene Ontology annotation, biological process: interstrand cross-link repair; protein monoubiquitination. Lineage: Eukaryota; Metazoa; Chordata; Aves; Accipitriformes; Accipitridae. The record is from RefSeq and is a predicted model, not a curated record. Gene Ontology annotation, molecular function: ubiquitin protein ligase activity.